AUGCCUUCCAUACAGGAAAACAAGUCCAACCUUACCGCUAUAACGAAGAACAUCAAGCAACAAGACCUCAUCAACAUGUCCGCCGACGCCGCAACGAUCGAGGCUUGCUACACUCUCAUCGCCAUGUCCCGCGGCACCAACGAAAUCAUGCAACACUGCCAAACCUCCAAUUGCAACAAGUCAGUCAAGACCACUUUCUAUUGUAAAUCCUGUCAGGCUCGUGCUCGUGCUCGUGCUCGUGCUCGCACUUGUGCUAGUUCUCACAAGCACCAGUACUCGACUCGAUCCAAGGCUCGAAGUAAUGAAGAUCGAAUUAAUGCUGACGCGAUAUUAGUCUGA
This is a messenger RNA of Fusarium subglutinans, 339 nucleotides long. RefSeq lists its product as uncharacterized. Lineage: Eukaryota; Fungi; Ascomycota; Sordariomycetes; Hypocreales; Nectriaceae. Bases 1 to 339 code for a protein of 112 amino acids. The record is from RefSeq and is a predicted model, not a curated record. The transcript has a single exon.